Caenorhabditis bovis is the source of this 987-nucleotide messenger RNA. NCBI's taxonomy places the organism in Eukaryota, Metazoa, Nematoda, Chromadorea, Rhabditida, Rhabditidae. The record is from the annotation of a GenBank genome assembly.
AUGUCGUUUCUUUUGGCGAGAAUUCGUUUUACGGCACCCGCUGACACAUUGCCAUUUUGGGAAAACGAGUCGCUGCUCGUCGUCGAGCCCUACACGGCUCGCUGUCCGCUGGAUUUGUCGGUGCCCGCCGGCGAAUGGGUCCGUUGCUGCGGACCAUCAAUGGAAGAAUGGAUUUGGGUGCAGCGCGGCACCGACGAGAAACAAGGCUUCAUUCCCACCAAAAGCGUCAUUUUGGCAACAGAUUUUAUUGAUAAAGUUAUCAAGGAAUGCCAUGAGGAGUUCAUUCUACCGAGCUUUUACUCAUUUCAAUGUAAGGACUUGAUUUCCCCUAUGAUCGCUUCCAAUCUGUCGUCUUCAUAUUUUGAUAGGGACGGUCGGACUCUAAUGCGAGAAGCUCUCACAAAAGUAGCUUUAAAAGAUAAGUGGUUUCCGGCAUACUCAUCGAGUCCAUCGUCAUCGAAGGGUUACUUAUAUUUCGGAGAUCGAUUCAUGAUGAAAUGUUGCGGAAAUAUGACAAUGCUUCUCAAAUUGCUCUUGAUCAUUGCCUGGCCAGUAAUUGUCAUUUCGAAGAUGAUCGAAUGCAAUACCCCAUUGGAAAGCUGCCCCUACGAGGAUCGUUGCAGAUUUCCGCGCAGCCUUCAAUUCGAGGAUUCCAUUCGAAUCGACGGCCACAUUGUCGGCGAAUGCAAGCUCUACCUGUGGAAUCCGAAAAGCGUCAACCUGUUCUUUCUCUACUCACUCGACACGGACCAAUCCGCGACCCUCUACUAUAGAAAUGGCACUCAGCCCAGUAUGUUCUUCGAUAAUAUUGAAUUUGAUUUCACACCGACGGGUCCCAUUUACGCCCUCAACAUUCGAUGGCGACCCGGCAAACUGAUGAUCUACAAGAUGGACGAGCUCAAAUUGGAGUUGAACACUCCCGUCGGUUGGGAGAUCACAUCACUUUCAUUUGAUAAAUGUUUCGAUCAAUACAAUGUAACACUGUAA